Ixodes scapularis (black-legged tick) is the source of this 2512-nucleotide messenger RNA. Its product is annotated as kelch-like protein 3. The record is from RefSeq and is a predicted model, not a curated record. The transcript has 2 exons. Gene Ontology annotation, molecular function: protein binding. The coding region runs from base 201 to 2132 and encodes 643 amino acids. NCBI's taxonomy places the organism in Eukaryota, Metazoa, Arthropoda, Arachnida, Ixodida, Ixodidae.
AUAAAACAAAUGUUUAAAAAUGAGCUAAUGCGGUUUCUCGGGUAGUUUUGUCGUAUUUCACCAGUUUCGCUCGCACAUUAAAAUGCUCGUGGACACGGAUGCUUACGUCGCCCGACCGUAGCCUAAAGGACGUUGGAACUACUGUCUAGUUUGUGAGAUACGACAAAGCGAGCGCGGCGAGCACCACGGGCGCAGCGAACAUGUCUUCCAAGUCGUCGAACCCAUUGCGGCUGCCGGCGACGCCCGACAUGCGACGACGGCCGUGCCGACAUACACACGAGGCUGCGGGCAACGCCGACGACUCCCCAAACUCCGUCGACAAGACCGAAGACCUGACGGACUCGUUCAGCUCCUUGAGUUGCGCCGCCAUCGAGCACGACGAGUACAAGUACUCGGACAGGAAGCACUCCGACCACAUCCUCGCCGGUCUGAACGCCCUCCGUGCGUCGGGCGCGUUCUGCGACGUGCGGCUCUGCGUGGAAGAGGUCGAGUACCCGUGCCACCGAGUCGUUCUCGCCUCCUGCAGCCCCUACUUCAAGGCCAUGUUCUCCAACGAAAUGGCCGAGCGCACGCAGAACCGCGUCGUGCUGAAUGGUGUCGAAGCGGACACCCUGCGUGACCUGCUGGAGUAUGCCUACACGUCUAAGAUAACCAUCUCGAGAACGAACGUCCAGUCGCUGCUGUCGGCGGCCAACCUCCUGGACAUCGGUCCCAUACGGGAGACCUGCUGUUCCUUCCUAGAACACCACAUGGACCAGGGCAACUGUCUGGGCAUCCACAGAUUCGCCGAGAUCCACUCCUGCACUGACCUGCAAGAGAAGGCCAGGGACUUCGCAUGCUACUACUUCACGCAGGUCAUGCGCCAGGACGAGUUCCUUCAAAUCUCGGCAAAUAAGCUCGCAGAGUUCCUCUCCAGCGACGCCCUGAUGGUGGAAAAAGAGGAGCUUGUGUUCGAAGGUCUACUGUCCUGGUACAGGCACAGCCCGGACACGAGGAAGGAGGACUUUGAGAGAAUCCUGGAACAUGUCCGGCUUCCACUCAUCAGCCCUUACUACCUCAAUGACAGCGUGGCCACCGUGGCAGUGAUCUCUCAGUCGCCAAAGUGCCGCGAGCUUUUGGAGGAAGCCAAGUCUUACCACCUGCUCCCGGACAGGCGCCGCGAAAGGCACCAUCAGAGGACAGUGCCCCGCGGCCAGGCGAGCAUGACUGAAGUGGCGGUGCUUGUUGGCGGUGAGGACGAGAAGGUGGUCCUGCGCAACGUUGACUGCUAUGUCUUUAGCACAAACUCUUGGCUCAGCUUGGCUUCGCUGCCGUUCGCGGUCAGCAAGCACGGCGUGGCUGCGACGGGCCACAACUUCCUCUUCAUGGUGGGUGGCGAGUUUCCGGACGGCUCGGUUAGCAAGGCCACCUGGCGAUUCGACCCGGCCCUCAACGUCUGGAAUGAGCUCGCACCCAUCGAGACCGCCAGGUCUGAGCUGGGCGUCGCAACGCUGGACGGCCUGGUCUACGCCGUUGGCGGCUGGGACGGCUCGGCGCGCCUGUCCUGCGUCGAGCGCUACGAUCCGUCGUCUAACUUCUGGGAGACGCUAGAGUCGCUGAAGACGCCGCUCACGAAUCCCGCGCUGGCUUCCCUGGACGGACGGCUCUACGUCGUAGGCGGAGCCGUCCUGGACGACGGCGAUGGAGUGGACCUGGUGCAGUGCUACGACCCGAAGACCGAUGCGUGGACCAAGCUGGCCCCAAUGCUGAUCUCGCGCUCGGGCGCUGCAGCGUGCGUCUUCAACGGCCGGCUGUUCGUCAUCGGUGGUUGGCACGCAUCCUAUGAGAACACAAACAAGGUUGAGUGCUACGACCCCAAAACAAACAGCUGGGAGUUCCGCAAGUCCAUGAAGGAGCGGCGCUACAAGCCCGGUGCUGCCGUCGUGGGCAGGCGGAUCCUGGUUUUCGGCGGGGAGGAGAGUUGGGACCGCCACCACGUGUCAAUGGAGGCUUACGAUCCGGAAGCCGAUCGGUGGUGUGAUGUUUGGGACAUGCCUCUCAAGAGGAGCUGGCUCGGAUGUGCCACUGUCUCCCUACCGAUCCACAUGCUGGGGGGCGACAAAACCUGGUCCGAUCCUGAUGAGCAUUGUUGAGCUCGCACUUAUCUGUUGCAUGAUGGUUUUUAGAUUGUGAUACUGUCCGUUUUAUUUUAGCUUAUUUUACUGUGUCCUUGCCAUGCUCUUGCUGUGUUUUAUUGCGCAAGUUUUUGAUGUUUGGUGAGAGGCAGAGUGGUAAUACUCUCAAUGCUUGAGGGGAGUGACUAGUCUAUUAGUGGCGACUUUUUGUUGACCAUGAAGGUGCACCUAGGUGAGACGAUGUUCCACACACUGCAAAUGUUCUGAUGUUGGAGGGUCUGUAUCUCUGAAGUAAUGCUCGUGCAUGCAGGCAAUGUGCUUGUGGAUUAAGAACCAGCAAGUCGUUGAAAGGUGUUCAUUUUUAAUGUCUCGGUUAAUAAAACAUAUUUUAUACAUGA